AUGCGUGGCGAGAAGAGGGGGCCCAAGAGCAAGGGUUAUAAGGCCCCCGACUUCGACGAAUGGACACGGACACGAAUGAACGGCAUUCGCACCAUGCUGUCGCUGUUUACAAAUCCCAGCUCGACAUCCACUUUCCAGAAUUGGCGUAAUUCGGCACUUGUGGCAGCACGAACAUUCAUUGAGUCGGGCAAGGUAUUGCCUAUCAACCCGUAUGGCGGGUGGACAGCUUCCAAGGUGACCGAUGAGGAUCUAGCCACCGACCUCCGAUCGUACCUCCGGGAGCUGGGUGAUGUGCAUAUCACAGCGGCAAAAGUUGUCCAAUAUAUGUCACGGUCGGAUGUGAUGGAGAGACACGGUCUUGAGGAGCCAAUCAGUGAAAGGACAGCGCGUCGGUACUUGGAUGAGUUGGGGUACUCCUUUUCGCAAGCCAAGAAAGGGCAAUACGCUGACGGCCACGAGCGGGAAGAUGUUGUCCAGUAUCGAAAUGAAGAGUAUCUUCCGAAGCUCCGCGCGUUCACUGAUCGCACGGCAUAUUAUGAGGACGAUGGGACACUGGUGCUGCCUCAGCUGCCCACAGACAAGCCUGUCCGCGUCGUGAUUUGGUAUCAUGACGAAAGUAUCUUCUAUGCGCACGACCGGGCGCAAGAAGGCUUGGCGACUUCGUGA
Mycena indigotica is the source of this 666-nucleotide messenger RNA. RefSeq lists its product as uncharacterized. The record is from RefSeq and is a predicted model, not a curated record. The transcript has 3 exons. NCBI's taxonomy places the organism in Eukaryota, Fungi, Basidiomycota, Agaricomycetes, Agaricales, Mycenaceae. The coding region runs from base 1 to 666 and encodes 221 amino acids.